AAAUAUAAAACACACAUUUGACCAAAACUCAAGCUUUCAAAAAACCUCAACAAUGGCUUCCAAAUUCUCCAUGGAAGACACAAUACAAAGAAUAGUAAACAACCUGGAAAUUCAAACACCCAUUUCACAACAAUCCUUAAAAGACUUACAAACCCUUUUAGAUCACACUUUGAAAACCAACGAUCCAAUAGAUAUUAACGAUUUUUACGAUGAAUUAUCUUCAAGAAAUCUCUCACCCACUUCAUUAAUCAAUUCAAUUGCUUUAACAAUGGAUUCUUCACCUUCAAAUGUUUCAAUUUUAGCCUCUAAAGUUUACUUAUCUCUACUUUUAACCCCUAAUUCACCUGUUUUCACACUUUUUAGUCCUAUGGGUUUUUUAUCACUUCUUAGAUCAAUUAGACAAGGUUUUAAGACACCCUUUAGGGUUUCUGAAAAUGGGUUAGGUACAAAUAGUCAAGGAAAGAAGAAAAAAGGAAGGGCCCGAACGGGUAAUAGUCGAAAAAGUGGGGUAAAUUUUGAAAAUGAGAGUGAAUUUGAUGUUAGGGUGUUGUUUAUUGUGCUAGAAAGGUUGAAAUUGGUGUUGGGGUUGGUUCAUUUAGGUCGAUUUCCGGAUUGUUUAAGGAGUUUAGUACAAACUGUGAGUGAAAUCGCGGUUAAAGCAGUUGAUUUAUGCGCGAAUUCGGGGAAUUAUAUGAGGUUUUGUGAGUUAUGUAAUGAGAUUUUGAGUGAAGUGUUGAAAAGUGAACAUGGUGAUCAAGGGGUAUCAUCUGUUGAGAUAUUGAAGUGUUUGACACCUUUGAUUUUAUUAGUUAAAUCACCUGCAAGAACUUUAAGUUUAGAAUUUGUGGUUAAUAGAAUGAUGGGGUUGGGAAAAGAAUCAAAUGAUAUUAAAAAAGCAGUCUUGAAUUUGCCUAAGUAUAUAGUGCAAAAGGCACCCGAAAAAGCUGAGCCAAGGGGUGCAGCUGUUGAAGCUAUAGUGGAAAUUGUUAAAGUUAUGGACUUUGAGGAUCAAGACGAGUUUGCUAGUUAUGUGGUGAAAAUGAGCCAAGCGAAAGCGCAGUUGAGGUUAUUAGCUGUGGACCUUAUUUUAGCGUUAAUGAUGUCGUUAAAGGAUCCGUUCGGGUGGGAUUUGGAUGUUGAGGUUGAGAAUUCUUGGGGGUUGAGUUGUUUGGAGGUGUUGAUUCAGCGUUGUUCGGAUGCAACUGCUGGAAUAAGGGCUCGUGCUUUGGCAAAUUUGGCUCAAUUGGUGGGGUUUUUCUCGGGGAAUGAUAAGAGCAAAGCUGUGCUGAAGAAGUUUAUGGGGUUUGAUAAUAAGCCUGGAAGUGUAAUGAAUGAUAUUUUGAAGAAAAGGUGUAUGGACGAGAAGGCUGCAGUAAGGAAGGCUGCUCUUCUUGUAAUAUCGAAGCUGACAUCUCUUUCAGACAGUGCUCCAGAUGAAGAUUUUCUUAAGACAUUAGGCAUGGCAUGUUCUGAUCCACUUGUUAGCAUAAGGAAAGCGGCAAUUUCAGCUCUUUCAGAGGCAUUUAGGAUAUUCACAGAAGGCAGUGUAGUUAAGGAGUGGUUACAUUCCAUUCCCCAUCUAAUAACUGAUAAUGAAUCUAGCAUACAGGAAGAGUGUGAGAAUCUGUUCCUAGAGUUGGUCCUGGAUCGCAUAUCUAGAGCUGGAUCCAUUAAUUCAAAUGGCAAGGCAGCAGCUUUAGAGACGGAAAUGGAAUUGUUAUAUCCUCAGGGAGCUCUAGGUAUAUUGAGAGAGAUAAGUGACGGAGAGGUGACACCCUGGGUGAAGAAGAUCUGCACAAAUUUAGGAAAGAAGAAAAAACUAAAGCCUAAGAUUGUUACUACACUUCAAAAUAUCAUAAGGUCGUCCGAAUCUCUGUGGCUGAGCAAUUCCAUGCCAAUAGAUAAGUGGACAGCUCCUCCAGGUGUUUGGUUUCUACUCUCAGAGGUGUCAGCAUUCCUUUCCCGAGCUACGGAUUGGGAAUUCCUCCAUCAUCAUUGGCAGCUCCUUGACAAGUAUAAAGGCACCACUGCAGAUCAUGGUAGCUCAUGGGAUCCAGGUUGUCCGGAGGAAGGGCUAAAUACAACAUCAAGCACUUUUUCAUGGGCUGCAGAUCGCGUAUAUCUUUUGCAAACAAUCUCUAAUGUUUCUAUGGAUCUGCCUCCUGAACCUGCAGCAGAUCUAGCUCAUAACCUUCUUCAACGUUUAGAGGAGUUCAACAUGCAUUCGACAGAGGUUAAUGCUCACGUGAAAGCACUCAGAACUUUGUGCAAGCGGAAGGCUCUGAACCCUCAAGAGGGUGAUUCCCUUGUUGCGAAAUGGGUAAAUCAGCUAAUAUCCAAAGCUUCGAGAUUUCUAGAUGCAUACAUGUCAAAGAAUGUGGAAGAACACGGAAAUGAUAUCUUUCUCACACCACUUGGGGGUACGACUGGAAAGGGAAAAAGAGCAGUGGCGUCAAACUCUAAAUUGUUACCAGAAACAAUAACUGCAGUUCAUACUAUUGGAUCUCUUGUUAUUAUUUGUCCUUCAGCUAAUGUAUCAACCAUUGUUCCCAUUUUACACACGAUUAUCACUUCCGAUACCAGUAACACUAGAGCUAAGAAACCAGCAGAAUCUUCGAUUUCCAUAAAGCGGACUGCUCGUUCCUUGUAUAUUCAAGCUUGGCUAACCAUGGGAAAGAUCUGCCUCACUGAUGGGAAACUUGCAAAGCGCUACAUUCCUCUGUUUGUCCAGGAGCUUGAGAAGGGUGAUUGUGCUUCCCUCCGCAACAACAUAGUUGUAGUGAUGGCAGAUUUCUGUGUACGCUAUACUGCUCUAGUUGACUGUUACCUAUCAAAGAUCACCAAAUGCCUACGUGAUCCAUGCGAACUUGUUAGAAGGCAGACAUUUAUACUACUAUCCAGACUAUUGCAGAGAGACUACGUCAAGUGGAGAGGAGUGCUUUUCCUUCGGUUCCUGUUAUCUCUUGUUGAUGAAUCAGAGAAGAUAAGACAAUUGGCUGAUUUUCUAUUUGGAAAUAUAUUAAAAGCCAAAGCACCACUUUUGGCCUAUAACAGUUUUGUAGAGGCCAUGUUUGUGCUGAAUGACUGCAACGCUCAUACUGGAUCCAGUAAUCCUCAGAAUUCACGAAAUGAGACCCGGAUUUUUUCUAUACGAGGAAAUGAUGAGAAGUCGAGGUCUUCAAGAAUGCACAUAUAUGUGACAUUACUAAAACAAAUGGCUCCAGAGCACCUACUAGCCACAUUUGCCAAAAUAUGUGCGGAGAUCCUUGCUGCUGCAUCUGAUGGUUUGCUUAAUAUUGAGGAUGCGACUGGACAGUCCGUUCUGCAGGAUGCAUUCCAAGUUCUUUCUAGUAAGGAGAUCCGAAUUUCCACUAGCCGUGGGUCGACCACAGAAUCAGCAGAUGUGGAAGAAGAUGGGGCAGAUGGAGGAGCAUCCUCAGCAGCAAAGGGAAGAGCAGUAACACAAGCAGUCAAGAAAAGCUUAAUCCAGAAUACUAUCCCCAUUUUUAUAGAGUUAAAACGUCUACUCGAGAGCAAAAAUAGUCCUCUCACUGGUUCGCUCAUGGAAUGCCUUAGGAACCUCCUCAAGGAUUACAAGAACGAGAUUGAUGACAUGUUGGUUGCUGAUAAGCAGCUCCAGAAAGAGCUGGUUUACGACAUGCAAAAAUACGAAUCGAUGAAGGCAAAGUCAGCUGCUACUGAGGCAGUUGCAACCAUGCAAAGAUCAGAUCUUUAUCGGUCACCAAUUAAUACUAAGGCAAGUUCAAGCUUCAUGAACAAGAAAUCCGAUGAGGGCAAUACGAAAAUUGCGUCAGCCAUGGCAGAUGCAGUGGCGGCUGUCACAGCUCGAUCGGUGCUAAGGGAAGUUAAUAGAGGAACAUUAACUCCACCACUUAGUGCAAUGAAGGCACCUAGGCUCAAGUCUCACUCAGGUGGUGGAGGACUAAGCAGAGGAGACAAGCCUCCUGAAGUGAUUGAAUCUUUAAGAAGAAGGCAAAACUUUGAUUCUGAUGAGGAAGAUUGAUUGCUCAUUCACAUUCCAUCAUACAUUAAUGGAGAUUAGUAGGAUUAGAAUUCGGAGCUGUACAAAAGUUAGUCUCAUUCUUGAAAGCUUGGAAGUUUAAGUUCUUUUGCUAUAGAAGUGUAGUUGCUUUUAGCCUUUCUUUUUGAAGAGGAAGAGAGCAUUGUAAAUUCUUUUGUAGCUCAGCCUCACUAUCUCAGUGUGAUGCUGAAACAUUCCUUCUGAACAAUAAGAAGAAAAAACUUCUCUAUGGCUAAAUUAGGUAGAGGUUAUUUCUUUUCUUCAUGUAAUAUAUAUUCUUAAUAUUUAGUAGUGUUACUAGUACCCUCCUAGUA
This is a messenger RNA of Lycium barbarum (goji berry), 4356 nucleotides long. RefSeq lists its product as uncharacterized. The transcript is spliced from 9 exons. The record is from RefSeq and is a predicted model, not a curated record. Gene Ontology annotation, cellular component: condensed chromosome, centromeric region. Bases 53 to 4024 code for a protein of 1323 amino acids. Gene Ontology annotation, molecular function: histone binding. Gene Ontology annotation, biological process: meiotic chromosome condensation; mitotic chromosome condensation. Lineage: Eukaryota; Viridiplantae; Streptophyta; Magnoliopsida; Solanales; Solanaceae.